AUGGUAGAUAAUACCGCGCUUUUCGAUAAGCUUGAUGAUUUGGCUGAUCUCGAAAUUGCGAUUUUACUCUGCCUUGUUGCCAGGGAACAUGGUAUCAUCGAUACGGAUGCAGACCACCUGGAUGACUUGGAGAACGAAUUGAGCCUGAUUGUUGAAAACACAUUUAAGUUAUCAAAGGCAGUUGUAGAUUGUUCUCCGGGUACUUCAUGGGAAGAAUUCAGCAACGCAAUCUUAAUUCCGCGCAGAGAUGCCUAUGCAAACCAACAAUUGCAAUCGUCACACUCAAAACUCAAUGUUGAUGUUCAUAGAGAAUCAGGGUCUUUUCAUAGUGAGAGGGCAUUUAGGGAGCAGCAUGGAUCCCGUAAUAAAGAUGAAAGGACACUUGUCAAUGUUGUUAUCGCAAAGAACCUUAACCAAGCACCUGAGACGGUUCAGAUCCAAGUUCUAGAGCUGAUACAAUCAAAACGCAUUUUUAUAAAGGCAUUGGUUUACAAUGCACCAGAAAUAUUUCUUUUAAUUCCAUUACUCUCUAUAAGCAGAAAGCCAUUCUCCACACUCCUGAAUAAACACUUGAACGAUCACAUUUACCUCUCACACCACCAUGGCAGAGCAGAUCGCUUUACAAACCUUGAGGAAGCUUCUGAUUGGAUUUCUGAUGAGGCCGCCUCUGAAGCCUCAGUUCUCCGACCGGCUCCUAGCUCACCGCGUUCUUUCCAAAAAUCGUAUAUCACCAAAGAGGACAUCGAUAUACUCCAGCAGCUUAGUAACAAUGUAUCUGCCUCAGCCGACGUGAAUUGCUAUUUGCAGAAUUUUGUUGUAUUCUUAAGGCUACAUCGUGGAGUAGCGGGUGGCGUGUCUCCUGUUGCAACUCGUCAUUUUCGACUCCUAGCUAGAUGUUUAGCAGCUUUCCAGCACUUAGACCUUUUGAUUCCAUCAUUAAUUGCCAUUGCUGCUAAAAAGACAUAUCGACACCGGAUUAUUGUUGCUGGUCCGAGAGAUGACCGCAGUCUUCUCUAUGAAAGCAGUCUAGAGGCAGCUAAAUAUGUUCUCACCGGCCUUACUCCGGAGGACAUUAUUGAAGAAACCUUAGUAGAGGUCGAAGCACCAUUAUAA
This is a messenger RNA of Ophidiomyces ophidiicola, 1113 nucleotides long. RefSeq lists its product as uncharacterized. The record is from RefSeq and is a predicted model, not a curated record. Bases 1 to 1113 code for a protein of 370 amino acids. The transcript is spliced from 7 exons. Lineage: Eukaryota; Fungi; Ascomycota; Eurotiomycetes; Onygenales; Onygenaceae.